Messenger RNA from Umbelopsis ramanniana AG, 3555 nucleotides. RefSeq lists its product as uncharacterized. Gene Ontology annotation, biological process: L-citrulline biosynthetic process; 'de novo' pyrimidine nucleobase biosynthetic process; UTP biosynthetic process. Gene Ontology annotation, molecular function: aspartate carbamoyltransferase activity; ATP binding; dihydroorotase activity. The record is from RefSeq and is a predicted model, not a curated record. The coding region runs from base 1 to 3555 and encodes 1184 amino acids. NCBI's taxonomy places the organism in Eukaryota, Fungi, Mucoromycota, Umbelopsidomycetes, Umbelopsidales, Umbelopsidaceae. The transcript is spliced from 2 exons. Gene Ontology annotation, cellular component: cytoplasm; cytosol.
AUGUAUAAACAAGUAUACUCUCGCGUUCAUCGUGGACUCCCUACUCCCGCAGCCCGUCUCUCGGCUCGUGCUUUAAGCACUUCCUCGCGUGCUACACCCAAAGCUAGACCAUCUUACGUGGCCUCAGCUCAAGCUUUCCAGUUCAGCCCCUUGAAGCAGAACAGAGCAGCUUUCUUCUCCACUUCAUCGCGCGUCGCCAGCGUUGUGUUGCCUAACGAGAAACAAUCUCGUGAUGGUGCCGCCCAACAGGUGUCUGAGGAGAUUCUCGAUCACGUCCCUUUGGUUGACGUAAAGAAGGUCCUCGUUGUCGGAUCCGGCGGUCUCAGUAUUGGUCAAGCUGGUGAAUUCGAUUAUUCCGGUUCUCAAGCCAUCAAAGCUUUGCGUGAAUCCGGUGUCGAAACUGUCCUUAUCAACCCCAACAUCGCUACCAUCCAAACCUCUCACUCGCUUGCUGACUCGGUUUACUUUUUGCCCGUCACUCCAGAGUACUUGGUUCACAUCUUGGAACGUGAAAAGCCCGAUGGUAUUUUGUUGACUUUCGGUGGUCAAACCGCCUUGAACUGUGGUAUCCAACUUGACCGUAUGGGUGUCUUGGAUCGUCUUAACGUCAAGGUCCUUGGUACUCCUAUCAAGACUCUCCUCACUUCCGAGGACAGAGAUCUUUUCGCUCAAGCUCUCAAGGAGAUUGACAUUCCCUGCGCUCAAUCCACUGCUGUCGAAACCGUUGAUAACGCCCUUCAGGCCGCUGAUGAAAUCGGAUAUCCCGUCAUUGUCCGAUCUGCUUUCUCCUUGGGUGGUCUCGGUUCUGGUUUUGCCAACAACGAACAGGAACUCCGUUCUUUGGCUACCAAGUCCUUGUCUCUCAGCAACCAAAUUUUGGUCGAGAAGUCCAUGAAGGGAUGGAAGGAAGUUGAAUACGAAGUUGUUCGUGAUGCUGCCAACAACUGUAUCACUGUUUGUAACAUGGAGAACUUUGAUCCUUUGGGUAUCCACACCGGUGACUCCAUUGUCGUUGCUCCUUCUCAGACUUUGUCCGAUGAAGAGUAUCACAUGCUCCGUACCGCUGCCAUCAAGAUCAUUCGUCAUCUUGGUGUGGUUGGUGAAUGUAACGUUCAGUAUGCCUUGAACCCCCACAGCUUGGAGUACAAGGUCAUUGAAGUCAAUGCUCGUCUUUCUCGUUCAUCUGCUUUGGCUUCUAAGGCCACUGGUUAUCCCCUUGCCUUCGUUGCCGCCAAGAUUGCUCUCGGUCACACUCUUCCCUCUCUUAAGAAUGCUGUCACCAAGACCACCACUGCUUGCUUCGAACCUUCCCUUGAUUACAUUGUCACCAAGAUCCCCCGUUGGGAUUUGUCCAAGUUCCAAUAUGUUGAUCGUCACGUCGGCUCUUCCAUGAAGUCGGUUGGUGAAGUUAUGGCUAUCGGUAGAACCUUUGAAGAAUCCUUGCAAAAGGCCAUUCGUCAGGUCGAUCCCAACUGGCAAGGUUUCCAACAACUUCCUGCCAAGUUUGAUGAUGUCGAUGAUGUCUUGUCUGACCCUACUGACCGUCGUAUCUUUGCCCUCGGUGAAGUCAUGCUGAACGAAGACCCUGCUGUUCGUGCCAAGUACAACGUUGAUCAUCUCCACAACUUGACCAAGAUUGACAAGUGGUUCUUGCACAAGCUUCAAAACAUUGCCAAUGUCAACCAUGAAUUGGCUACCUACAAGAACGGUUCCGCUGCCCUUCCUACUGGACUUUUGCAUUUGGCCAAGAAGACUGGCUUCUCUGAUAACCAGAUCGCUCGUCUUACUGGUUCCAAUGAGUUGACCGUUCGUAACACUCGUAAGCAGGCUGGCAUCACCCCCUUCGUUAAGCGUAUUGAUACCUUGGCUGCUGAGUUCCCUGCUCACACCAACUAUCUCUACACCACUUACAAUGCUACUAGCAACGAUAUCACCUUUGAUGAUAAGGGUACCAUUGUUCUUGGUUCCGGUGUCUACCGUAUUGGAUCCUCUGUCGAAUUCGAUUGGUGUGGUGUAUCUUGCAUUCGUGCCCUCCGUGACCUUGGUGAAAAGACGGUUAUGAUCAACUACAAUCCCGAAACCGUUUCCACUGAUUUCGAUGAAUGUGAUCGUUUGUACUUUGAGGAACUCAGCUUCGAACGUGUCAUGGAUAUCUACGAGACAGAAACUGCCAAGGGUGUCGUUGUCAGUGUCGGUGGUCAAUUGCCUCAAAACAUUGCUCUCAAGCUUCACGAGAACAAUGCCAAUGUCCUCGGUACCUCUCCCUUGAUGAUUGACGCUGCUGAAGAUCGUUUCCAAUUCUCUCAGAUGCUUGACAAGAUCAAUGUUGACCAACCUUCUUGGAAGGAAUUGACCAGUGUCGAAGAUGCUUACAACUUCGCUGACAACGUCGGUUAUCCCGUUUUGGUUCGUCCCUCAUAUGUCUUGUCUGGUGCUGCCAUGAACGUUGCCUACACUCCUGAAGCUCUCAAGCAAAACUUGACUCAAGCUGCUGAUGUCUCUCCUCUUCACCCUGUUGUCAUCACCAAGUUCAUCCAAGGUGCCAAGGAAAUCGAUGUCGAUGCUGUUGCUCACAAGGGCAAGGUUCUCAUCCACGCCAUCUCUGAGCACGUUGAAGAAGCUGGUGUCCACUCUGGUGAUGCUACUUUGGUCUUGCCUUCUCGUGAUAUCACCAAGGAGACCAAGGACAGACUCAAGGAAAUCACUGACAAGGUUGCCAACGCUUUCCAAAUCACCGGUCCCUUCAACAUGCAAAUCAUUCAACAAGAACUUCCCGAGCAGCCCUCUGCUUUGAAGGUCAUCGAAUGUAACUUGCGUGCUUCUCGUUCCUUCCCCUUCGUUUCCAAGGUUUUGGGCAAGAACUUCAUUGAAGUUGCUACCAAGGCUCUUGCUGACAAGGAUGUCCCUGAACCCGUUGAUUUGAUGAACAAGGAUUACGACUACACUGCUAUCAAGGUUCCUCAGUUCUCAUGGACUCGUCUGCAAGGUGCUGAUCCUUUCCUUGGCGUCGAGAUGGCUUCCACUGGUGAAGUUGCCUGCUUUGGUAAAGAUAAGAAUGAAGCUUACUGGGCCUCCAUUCAAUCCACUCAAAACUUCCGUAUUCCUCAACGUGGAGCUGGUGUUUUGAUUGGUGGUGAUGAUGUGACCAACAAGCAAGAUUACGAAUACAUUGCUAAGAAGCUUCACAACGAACUUGGUCAUGAAAUCUUCACUCCUACCGAUGCCGAUACUGCUUUCCUCCAAUCUGUUGGUGUUCCCAGCAAGACUUUGCCUGUAGCUGAAAAGGCUGAGAACAAGCGUGAAUUGCAAGACUUGUUCAAGGACAACAACAUUGAUUUCGUCUUCCACCUUGCCAAGCUCCGUGCUGCUGAUCGAUUUAACGAAGGUUACAUCUGCCGUCGUGCUGCUGUUGAUUUCGGUAUUCCUCUUGUCAACGAUGCCAAGGUCGGUCGUCUGUUCAUUGACUCUUGUGUUCAGAAGCGUGUUGAUCAACCCACUGGUGAAAUCCCCAGUGAAGUUGUUACCUGGGCUGAAUUUACUGGUGUCAAGAUCUAA